AUGCUAAUCAAAUCGAAUCCCCAAACCAACAUGGAUCUACCAGAUCAACGCCAUACUUCCUCGUCCCCUCCCAGGUUGUUAGAGCAAGAUCUUUCCGGAAAGGUUGCUCUAGUCACCGGAGCCACCCGUGGAAUCGGUCGUGCUAUUGCCCUCCAUCUCGCUAGUCGUGGGGCAUCUAUCUUGGCCACGUCCUCCUCACCUAAUUCUCUUCAUCUCAUCGAGUCUCUUGCCACGGAGGUGGGCGAGCUUUACGAAGACUCGGGUUAUCUACGCCCUCGGGUCGUAGGAGUAGCGGCUAACCUGCUGUCUCCGGAUUUCGCCGAUACCAUUGCGGAAGAAAUCCAUGACACAUUCAACAACAAGGUGCAUAUCAUAAUCAACAACGCAGCAUAUAGCGAAAUGCGGCCGAUGGGUGAGCUUGAUGCAAGUUACAUCCAUGAUAUGCUGCUUGGCAACGUUCAAAGCUUGGUCUUGUUGAUAGAGGCUCUCUUCACAAGAGAGUGCAUCCAGCCCUUCUCGAGAAUAAUCAACAUCUCAGGCGCCGUGUCUAGGUGUUCCCUGCCAACUCCGGGAAUGAUAAUCUAUGCUGCUGUCAAAUCCGCCAUGGAAUCGCUUACCCGCUCUUGGGCCGACAUCUUGAGUACAGAUGAGAGGACACAGGGCACCACAUCGAAUUCACUCCUUGUCGGACCAACUGCUUCCGAAAGCUUCCUCGAAAGGGGUGCCCCCCAGUUCAGAACUCAAACUCUGACUAACGUGAAUAAACCGUCAACUCACAAGAGCAUUGGUUGGCCUAAUGAUAUUGCCGAUGUUGUUGGCUUGCUAGUGAGUAGGCGAUCACAUUGGAUCAACGGUAGUACAAUUGGGGCCGACGGUGGCAUGUAUAAGGUUCUGUAG
Colletotrichum truncatum is the source of this 897-nucleotide messenger RNA. RefSeq names its product 3-oxoacyl-(acyl-carrier-protein) reductase. Lineage: Eukaryota; Fungi; Ascomycota; Sordariomycetes; Glomerellales; Glomerellaceae. The record is from RefSeq and is a predicted model, not a curated record.